Messenger RNA from Colletotrichum truncatum, 930 nucleotides. RefSeq names its product AAA family ATPase. Lineage: Eukaryota; Fungi; Ascomycota; Sordariomycetes; Glomerellales; Glomerellaceae. The record is from RefSeq and is a predicted model, not a curated record. Gene Ontology annotation, molecular function: ATP hydrolysis activity; ATP binding.
AUGUGUCCGUCAGCCAUGGUUGCAUUCUUGUUGCGCAAGAAAUCAUGGUCCUGGGUUCACAUUGAAUACCUGAUGCCUAUCGAGUGGAAAGAAGAUCCAUUUAUCUCUCUCCAACUUCAACCAGAUCAGAAGAAAUUAAUCAAGAGUCUUGUCGAAGGGUUCAAUAAGGGACCCUGGAAAUUGGAAGAUGAUCCUUACAGAGAUGUCAUUGAAGGGAAAGGGAAAGGCUUAAUAUUCUUACUCCAAGGCCCUCCUGGAGUAGGCAAGACCCUAACGGCAGAAAGUGUGGCCGAGAGUACUCAGCGGCCUCUUUACCAUGUAUCGACAGGGGAGUUGAGCAGUGAACCGUCGUCGCUGGAGAAGCAGCUCAAAGAUAUAUUCCGCCUGGGGUCACGCUGGGGUGCCGUCGUGCUGUUUGACAAUCUUGGAGAGUUUCUCUUAGAGUCUACAAUAUUGUCUCCGCGAAAUGCUGCUUUGCCAGUACUUUGCCACUUGAUUGAGUACUACGAAGGUAUGCUCUUUAUCACAACGAAUGCGGAUGAGAUUUCGUACAAGAACCCCCUUUUCAGCCAUAUAAAUGUACAUUUACGGUACUACGACCCGGAUCUUUCUCAGCGGACCAACAUCUGGCGCCAACACCUUGAACGUGUGAGAGGCAGCACUCACUGCGACGAGAGCAAGAAUCAGUGGUCUGAGGAGACAUACGAGCUGCUGGGCCAGUUACACACCAACGGCCGCGAAAUACGUAAUUACGUACGGACUGCACACGGAUAUGCCCAUGCCCUCAGAGAGGAUCUGGACAUCAACCACUUAUUGACUGUCAUCCGAAACAACUUGAAUGCUAGGCAGUCGUCAGAGACAAGUGUGAUUCUUAGCCAGCUCGAAGCUCGGGCAUGCAUGGGAAUAACUAAUAGGACAGCUGAGCCCUAG